Rotaria sordida is the source of this 1521-nucleotide messenger RNA. Lineage: Eukaryota; Metazoa; Rotifera; Eurotatoria; Philodinida; Philodinidae. The record is from the annotation of a GenBank genome assembly.
AUGCAAGAAAUUGUAGCUGAUUUUAUUAUUGUUGGUGGAGGUACAGCUGGAUGUGUUAUAUCUGCGAGAUUAGCUGAAUAUGGUUUUGAAACUCUACUAUUGUCCAGUGGUUCAAAUGAUACAUUAAACUCAAUGAUGAGAGAAAAAUCUUUAUUUAAUCAAUUAUUUCUUAAUCCACAGUUUAAACAUUAUCUUCCUGCAAGUUCAUCAGCAAAUCUUAAUGAUCGAAUUUUAGAUAUUAUAGUAUGGAAUACUCUUGGGGGAAACAGUAUUAAUGGUGGUGGAAUAGAACGACUAAUGGCAAAUGAUUGGAAUUAUUUUAUUAAUGCUACUGGUGAUCAAUCAUUUCAUAUAAACACUAUGUCAAAAUUUUAUAAAAUGGUUGAAAACUUUACAUCAACUAAACCUUUUUCAAUCUUAAAUAAUUAUGGUAAUCAUGGUUUUCUUAAAAUAACUCAAGUUUAUGAUCCUAUAUUCAAUAAAAUAUGGAAAAAAGUUGCUAAAGAAUUAAAUGAAACAUUUACUGAUACUUUAGCAAAUACAAUUGAUUAUGGCUUUUCAUUUGAGGCAUCUUCAUUUACAAAUGGAAUAAGAAGUUGGAGUUGUAAUAAUUAUUUAACAUCUACUUUAAAUAAAUAUCCAAAUCUUAAAGUAUUAACAGGUGCUACUGCAAUCAAAUUCAAUAUGAAUGAACAAACUAAACAAAUAAAAAAUGUUUUAUUUAUCUCAAAAGAUGGAUUAUUUACUGGUAUUGCAAGAAAAGAAUAUAUUUUAUCUGCUGGUACAAUCUUUAGUCCACAUCUUCUAAUGUUAUCUGGUAUUGGUGAUAGAAAUAUUCUUCGAGAAAAUAAUAUACUAGUAAAACAUGAAUUAAAACAAGUAGGAAAAAAUCUAAUAGAAAAUGGAAUGAUAAUUAUUAAAUAUCAAACACAAAAUUUUUCCAUUGGUCAAUCAAUACCAGUUGCUUUGAUUAAUACUCAAUUACGUACAAAUCAUAGCAAUCCUGAUACAUUUAUUAUUUUAAAACAAGAUAAUAAUACAAUGCAUUUAUAUGUAUUUAUAUUUAAUACUUCACCGAAAUCAACGGUUGGUUUUAUAUCAUUAUAUAAUUCUAAUCCAUUGAUACCACCAAAAAUAAUUUUAGAUUAUUUAACAGAUUCUAAGGAUAUUCAAACAUUUAUUAAUGCUAUUAAUUAUGUUCGUAAAAUUAUGUCAACAAAUACAAUUAAACAAUAUGCUAAUUUAACUGAAAGUUUACCAGGAUUAGAACAAACAGAUUUAACAGCGUAUAUUAAGAAUACAUUAGUUCCAAGCUAUCAUUUUAUUGGUACAUGUUCAAUAGGUCAAAAUGCAGAAAAUUCAGUGGUUGAUAAUCUGUUUAAAGUUCAUGGAAUAAGCAAUCUUCGAAUAGUUGAUGCGUCUAUAUUUCCAAGAAAGUUUUCUACAAAAACUGGUCCUUUUUUAACAGUUCACGCUUUAGCAGAAAAAGCAGCAGAUAUUUUACAAAAAAUAUAUUCAUAA